Salvelinus fontinalis (brook trout) is the source of this 4558-nucleotide messenger RNA. RefSeq lists its product as uncharacterized. The record is from RefSeq and is a predicted model, not a curated record. The coding region runs from base 698 to 4558 and encodes 1286 amino acids. NCBI's taxonomy places the organism in Eukaryota, Metazoa, Chordata, Actinopteri, Salmoniformes, Salmonidae. The transcript has 9 exons.
GAAACAUUUCAGCACCAUGCCGCGGUCUCAGGUGCUGCCCAGACUCGAAACAUUUCAGCACAUUGCCGCGGUCUCAGGUGCUGCCCAGACUCGAAACAUUUCAGCACCAUGCCGCGGUCUCAGGUGCUGCCCAGACUCGAAACAUUUCAGCACCAUGGCCCGGUCCCCUGACGCCUAGAAACGUGUCAGCACUAUGCAGCGGACAAUAGUGCUGAAAUAGUUAAAGCCCCCUAGAACGUCAUUGAUUUUAAAUUAUUGUGCAAGUGGUUAUAAUUUAUUGCAUGUCUUAGUUUUGCAGCUUUGCAACCUCAGAAUGAUAGCUAAUGGAUUGCAGCGAGUUACGUGUCUGUGCAUGGUGAUGAAUGAGGAUGCUUGAUAAACCAUCAAUUAAAUGCAACAACGUGCACUUACAAAUAUUUUAGUUUGGCAGAACUUUGACAAGCUAUGAUCUGUUUUCUAAUGACAUUGACAAUUCCUAUAGACAUUAGACUUAGGCCUAAUUGUGACAUCAUGUGUGUAUGACAUCUUUGAAGAAUGCCCUGGCUUCAGCCAAUCGGAAUCGAGUAUUCAACAAUGCUUUGGCAUAAUUCAAGGACGUUCAUAUUCACUUCAGUUGUCUGCCGAUGGUUCACUGACGUUUUUUCAAAGGAAGUAUUAGUAUUACCUCUAAACAGCCUACAACAAUAAGCUACACAUCAUGUCAGACGACAGCAAGAACGUGAAAUGUGAGGAUCACCCGGAUGACCAAAAUAAAGUUGUGGAGAAUAUGAAGGAUGAAACAGAGACACAUGAGACCAACAAGAACAGGACAGGAGGCAAGGCUAAACGUAAGUCCAGUGGCCGUGCCAAGAAGACUUCCGUGGAGGAGGACAGCAGCAUUGGUGCAGAGUCUUCUCAGACACCCGGGUGUGGUUUCCGGGAAAGGGGAUCUAUCAUUGAGCAGCUGGAGAAGGAGGCUCAGAGGACUCUAAUGCCUUCUCUCAAGAUUGGGACAUGCUGUGCCCCAAUCCUCCUCUCUUUCCUGAGGAGUCUAACUGAUGACCAAUGGAGAGUGAUUCAGCAUGGCAUGAAAAAUAACCUGACAUUCGAGCAGCUCUCCAUGCUGUGUCUGAAGAUUGUUAAGGUCGUGACCCAGACAGCCCUCCGCAUUCUCCUACCAGCGCUAGCUCGUAUCAUGGGGGUGAACCUGAGGAGUGGGGCAACCUCCCCAGAAUCCCAGUGCUCUCUGACAGGGUCUGAGGAUUCCUUAGGCAGUCUGGAUGAGAGAGAGAAAAGGCUGCUGAUCAGUGAGAUGAACUACUGGACUAAAGAGAGGAGGAGGAAUGGCAGUGCAGGGUGCCGCCAAAAAUCCACUCGCAGAACCUCAUCAUCAUGCUGGUCGCCUAAGAGGUCCCAGACCUCAUUGCAGAGCUUGCCUGCAACUAGAGAGGCUCCCCUCAUGGAGGAGCCUCUGAAGACUCUUUUUGGGGUAACGGAAGAGAGCCUCCUGAUAUCCCUGGUUGAGGGUCACUCCAACCCCACCUCCUCCAGCUCCUCCGAGUUGAGCUGUGCUAUCGUGGGGGAGGUAGUACACCAGCUUAACUCUGGCCUCUCAGUGGCCAUUCAGGCCAGCUCGGGGAGUUGCCCCCCUAUGGACAGUCAGGACAUAGCAGCAGGCAAGGAGGUCAUUCGGGUAGCCUCGGUGCAGAUCCUGGCCGAGCUACAGAGCAAAACGUCUGAGCCAGAGUGGGUAGGGUUUAUCGAGCCCCUCAUGGACCCUGUGACCGAUGAUGUGCUGGAUGCCAUUGUCGGCACAAUGGACAAAAUGGCACAGGACUUCAACAUCCUCUUGGAUCUGGCCAAGAAGAUGACAAUCUUGGGGUCUAAAUUUCUGACCAAUCUUCAAUGUGACCUUGAUGUUGAGUGUCCAUCUGGGAAAGAAGGAACCACUCACUUUCUCAAAGAGACUGGAUCCUCUACCAGUGUGGUGGCCAGAAAGCUUCAGACCCUCUCUAGCCCCGACUUUCAGUCUAAAGCCCUCAAGGCGGUGAGCACCAUCCUUACAAGGAAAGUCAGCAGCUCUUCUGGCAUGGCUCCUUCCUCUAGGCCUUCUAGUGCUGCUCCUAGCCUUACUGAAGCACCCCUGAAUACCAGCUCUACAGCCCUGACAUCUGUAACCUCCACUGCCACAGUGAUUGUUAAGGCAUUUGUGGGAGGCAUGGAGACGAUAGCAUCAUUUGAAGGCACAUGUGAAGCAGCUGAUUGGCCAGUUCCUGUAAAUGACCACAAAACAGGGUCUUCACAGAAGAUAACCUUCUCUCCAGCCCGCACACUCUACGGCCUUAUACGAGCAAAGCUGAGGGACCUUUUAACUCUAUCCGCUCGAGAAGAAGGUGUGGCUAAGGACGCUUCUCUUCAGGAGUCUUCAGACACCCUGGAAAAGGCAACUGUUUCAACUGUUGAGGUCCAGUUACCCAGCACCAAACUUAGUAGAGUUCAUAGUGAGAGCCAACCAAUAUCAGCUCUCUGUCUCUCCAAUCUGGAUACCAGUACUCAAGAAGUUCUUAGCAGUGUUUUGUCCAUCUACAAGUCAGAGUUAUCAAAAGUGGAGAGUAAAUCCUUGGACGUUGUCAGUUCAUCUGAUGAGUCCCUAGAGGCUUGUUGGAUUGUUGAUGGUGUCCUAUCAGAGCUUGAUGACUAUACUAUUUCCCAGUCACCCUCACCCAAUGAAGACUUGAGUGUGAGUACUCAAUGUUCUCAACUGAGCUCAGAAGAGAGUGUCAGAAUCACGCAGUCCUCUACUAGUCUGAUUCAGAGCAUUAAGAAGCUCUCUAGCAAUGACUUUCAGACUCAGGCAGAAGAGGCAGUGAGUAAAGUGCUGAUGAGAUCCAGUCAUUCCUUUAUCACACAGAUCAGCCAUACUGGUCUUCAGAAAAGUCCGCAGGCUGGCUUAUCAUCUAGCUCGCCAUCAGAGAUUGCCUCCAUGUCCUCUCAAAAUACAGCCUCUGGAUUAGUGGAAACCUUUGUCAAAGGAAUGGCGACUAUUUUCCAGAAAAAUGAGUCCACUGGCACUGUGCUACUGGAAAGAAGUGGGAAAGAUUUACAGUGCUCCCACGGGGGCACCCAACUGGAUGAUACUGAAUUGAGUGUUAAAAUAUCAGAGGAGAAGCUUUGGUCAACAGCUAAGACCAUCUGCGUCAGUAUGAAGAACACACUUAAGGAUUUCUUCACAGGGCUGAAGCCAUCCGGAUCCGAAAGGACAGAAAAUGCUUCUUCCAAAGAGACCCUUGGGGAAAUCCUGGUUGCUAUCCAGAGUGAAAUCUCAAACUUAGGGCGAAUGAAGGAUUCCAGGGAGCUCCUUCAGAUCAACGAUAUGGUAGGAACUAUGCUGAAGGAGGUUGAGAAAAGUGAGGAUGACAGUGAAGAAGUCUGCCAAGACAUCCCUAGAAGCUGUUCAUCUUUGUCCACUUCUUUAAAGGGUCGUAGUUCCUUGUCCAGCUCUUCAAAGGGUCCUAGGUCAGAGUGUGAGUUAGAGAUCAACCUCCCUGGCACUCCCAUCCCUGACGAAGUGCCUUUUGAUCUGACCUGCCCCAUAGUCAGGAGCUCCUGCAUCGACAUCAGGGACUCUAAAAUGCCAGAGAUUUCUACAAGUGACCUAAAGUCAAAGAUCAUGGCACACACAGAUGAACCCCUGCAUCGUAACAGUCCAAUGACUGACAGCAGCCGACCACCGAGUGCUAAAGCCUCUUUUCGAUCAUCCGCUCCGUCUUUCACCAGCAAGGGAACCUCUUUGGUACCAAAGGGAGAUGGGAUUGACAUUGAAGAGAAGGAGGUGUGCAUCCCCAGCAGCUCUGGCCAUCUGAGGGAGCUCUUAAUCACCCCGGACAUCAGCAGUACCACUGCAUUCCUACUGCAGUACUUGAUGGACUCCAGCAAAGAUGUUGUCAUGUGUUUGGUCACCAUACUGGUGAUACGGUUGCUAUCGAAGAUCAGACCCUCAGCCCUAGAUGGACCCUCCCAACAGGCAGCAGACAUGACAGAAACAUCUCAGCAACUCAUCAGACAAGUCCUGUCUGAGUUCUGUGCUGCAUCCAGAUUCUCCAGGACACAGGCAUAUUCCCAGAACCUGCACAUCCACAGGGUGUUCAGAGGUGUACAUAAAAACCUCAUGGAGGAGUUUGGCUCUUAUAACACCCUGCAAGCAGCUAUUUCCUCCCAGGACCCUGCAUUUGACAGAGUCCUGGUAAAGUCCUUGACCCAGCAGCUGGUACAGGGAUGCAAGGAGGCGUCAAGACCAGCUUCUGCUGCAACAAACCCAUCAGACCAGGCUGAGACAGAGAGGGGGGCUGAGCAGAAAGCAAGAAGGAGCUUCCUUUGCUUUUCAAUGACCAAACUCAGGAUCAACUUCAAGCGUUCCAAGAGAGGAAACAAAAAGGACUGCCAUUCAGUCCAGGAACAGACUGAGUUUGGAGAGGUUUCUCCCUCCAUAUCUCAGCCUAUCAAAAAACGAUCCUUGAUUGUCAGGGUCUUUUCAGCAAUGAUGAAGCCAUUCAGGUGCUUCACCCAGAAGAACCUGUAA